UCUCUGCAUGUAAUUAAUAUUAUACAUCUCUAUAUGUAACCUCAAAAGCAUCGGUUUGGUUUAAUAAUAGGAAACAAUGAAAAAGACACCAACAGAAGAAAAAUUCUCAGAUUUUUACGAGAAGUGGGUAUGUCAGCUCGAAGAAUAUCUCAUACAUCUCCUCCAAGAUUACACCCACCAGUCCGAUUACGAAAACCUAAUAGCCAAGAUGACAACCCACCACAAAAACUACUAUCGAGUCAAAUGGGCCGCGGCCCAUGAAGACGUGUGUGCCUUCUUCGCACCCGUCUGGCUGACCCCGUUGGAAACCGCCUAUCUUUGGGUCACUGGGUGGAAACCAUCAGCCGUGUUCCGGUUCGUCGACACGCUGAGACGAACUGGGCGAGGGCUGGUAGACUUGACGGAGGACCAAGUGAAGAAGAUUGAAGGGUUGAGGGUGAAGAUUAAGAUGGAGGAAGAGAAAGUUGAGAGGGAGAUGGAGAGGCAGCAGGUGGGGUUGGCGGAUAGGCGGAUGGUGGAGUUGGUGAAGUUGAGGAGGGGUGGUGGUGGUGGUGGUGAUGGUGGUGAUGAGGUGGCGGUGGUGGCGGUGUUGAGUGGGUUGGAAAGGAUGAUGAAAAUGGGGGAUUGUGUGAGGUUGAAGACUUUGAAAGGGUUGUUGGAUAUGAUGAAUCCUAAGCAGUGUGUUGAGUUGUUGGCUGCACAAUCUAUGUUUCAUGUUCAGUUAAGGAAGUUGGACAAGAAAUUGUGAAUUUUGAUGGUUUAGUUCCUAAGUUGUUUUUGUUGUUGUUCUUGUGACAAAUUAAUGUUAGUUGAUGUAGACAUGUAGUAGUAGUGGUGGUUUAACGUUCUUUUCCUUUUUUUUUUUUUUUUUUUUUGCCGGUUUGGUGUUUGAAUUUCGGCUGUAAAUAUACCAU
Molecule: messenger RNA, 914 nt
Organism: Helianthus annuus (common sunflower)
Lineage: Eukaryota; Viridiplantae; Streptophyta; Magnoliopsida; Asterales; Asteraceae
Product: protein DOG1-like 4
Exons: 1
Coding region: 77-748 (223 amino acids)
Biological process (GO): DNA-templated transcription
Molecular function (GO): sequence-specific DNA binding
Source: RefSeq, a predicted model, not a curated record